CGGUCGUUGACGAAUGGACAACGUCUCUUAAGCAAUGCGCAAGGCUAUUACUCUGCUCACCGCGUGAAGGACCUGCUCGGAUGCCGACUCUCCUGCAUGAAGCCAUCGCGGCGUUCCCACUUCCGAACAGUCUUCCUGGCAUGUCGCCUUGAACUACCACUCGCCGAAUGAAUGCCCGACGCAUGCUUGAUCAGUCCUCGAAGAUUUCCUGGCCCGAGUGGAAAGAAUGAACCUCGUAACACUCUUCCGGUCUUCUGCUGCUCCGCUCUCUUCUCAAUCAAUCCUCACACGCCUAAUGAAUCGGACGGGACGGGAUGAGGCGGCCUCCGUAAACACCAACAGGCUCCUGGGCCGGCCCGUCGCUGAUUAUCAUCUCCCGACGGUGUAAGGAAAAGGCUGCUCGGGGUAGUAGACGAUGUCUACAAAAGGUCUCAGACGCGAGGGUCUCCCUAUCUGGCUCUUGCAAUUGACCAUCUUCUCUGCACAUCGUGACACAGAUGAGCGCAAUCCCGGACGCGUACUACUACACCUUUGGUGUCUACGAGCCUCUUCUUACUUUUCUGGGCUUUGCCGGAGUGCUCGUAGACCCUAAAGCAGCUCACGACUCGCAAGCGACUGACCAUGCGCAUGGUGGACCACUUCCUCGAGCCACGCUCGUCACCAUGAUUCAGCUUGGACACGCCUGCGCGCUCUUGGGUCUCCUCAACGCCUGCAUCCUACGCGCCCUGCGUACCCAUCUCGGACAUAUCCCUGCGCUACAAGAACGCAUUGCGGCCGCCCUCCUCACACCCCUUCUCAUCGGAGAUGUAGUGCACACAGCACUGACUCUUUGGGCGCUUGGCGAAGCGCGGUGGAACUUCGCCGCCUGGAGUCCCACAACCUGGUGUACCGUCGUCUUGGGCUUUACCCUGCUAGUCCCCCGUGCAGCAUGGGUAGCAGGCGUCGGACGAUACGUAGACACUCGAGACGGGGCGUACAGGAAGAUGGCGGACGUGCAGACAGGUUCCCCUUCAGACAAAGCAGUCGAAUCGACCCAUGCAUAGAUCUAAAAUCACCCGGGCAUAUAAUUGUACAUUCUGCUCACUAUAAUCAGUAGUACACGACGAGGAAUACAAUAACAGGUCGCAAUCCGGGCGAGGGUAAAUAAUGGGCGAGACGGGUAUGAGAAGGAUAUCUAGUACGGAGAGUUCACGACAGACGAAUAGCUAGUGACACCUGGCGGUGCGAGAGACUGUCGCGUAGGUCGCUUCAGGUUCUUCUUGUUGGUCUGGACGAGGUUGUUCGACAGAGCAACGAUAAUCUCCUUGUCAUCGCCGAACCGGAAGUUGUCC
Molecule: messenger RNA, 1331 nt
Organism: Schizophyllum commune H4-8
Lineage: Eukaryota; Fungi; Basidiomycota; Agaricomycetes; Agaricales; Schizophyllaceae
Exons: 3
Coding region: 498-1043 (181 amino acids)
Source: RefSeq, a predicted model, not a curated record